This is a messenger RNA of Lobosporangium transversale, 1281 nucleotides long. RefSeq lists its product as hypothetical. The coding region runs from base 185 to 1129 and encodes 314 amino acids. The transcript has a single exon. NCBI's taxonomy places the organism in Eukaryota, Fungi, Mortierellomycota, Mortierellomycetes, Mortierellales, Mortierellaceae. The record is from RefSeq and is a predicted model, not a curated record.
AAAGAAAAAAAAAAAAAAAAAAAAAAAGCUUAAAAUAUCAACAUUUCUUAUAUCUAUAUCUUUAUCUUUAUCUAUAAUUUAUAUUGUAUAGACGAUUGAUGAAUCAGACAUCCACAAAUAUUUUGGCGACUCUUCACAAUUAGGCUCAGGAUAUGUUUUGUUUUAUCAGGCUCGUGAUCUUGACAUGAGUACUAUUGUACCGAUGCAUUGGGCACAGCAGCAAGUGCCCUUCACAUUAAAGAGUCCUAUCCAAGCCUCUUUUACAAAUGGUCAUGGAGGCAACAUGUCCAAUGGACUAUCUCCUGCAGAUUUGGAUCAAUAUGGAGGACUUCUACCACAUACACAACAACAAGAGCUGAUUCAUCAACAAUUGGCGCACAAGCAACAACAACAACAACAGCAUCAGCAACAGCAACAGCAAAAUGGUGGCGGCAGCGGUUUCAGCUCUCUGUUCGGUGGUGGAAACAGUAGUCAUAAUAGUAGCAAUAGCAACAACCCUGGAUCAUCGUCAUUACAGAGUCCGACUAUAAUGACUCAACAUCAUCUGUUGUCAUCCAAUGGUGCGGGAGGUCCACGGAGUCCGACUCAAAUACAGGAUCCUUCCAUGCUUAAUGGACAAAAGAUCACUAGUGGAUCGUAUGUCUACACUAAUGGGGUUGCAGGGGCAGCAGCAGCAGCAGCUGCUGCGACUUUAUCCUCUAGGACUAGUUCAGGCUCAACAUCAUUGUCGAAUGACUAUUAUACCAAUGGAAAUAAUCAUCACAAUGGUACUAACUACACAACAACAACAACGACUACUGUUGUUAAUCCCGAUCACGCAUUACCACCUCCUUCUCCUUCUGCAUAUCAUACAUCAUUUACGAAUGGAAAUGGAUUAACUUUGUCAACGCCACCAACAUCUUCAGGUACAGGGACAGGAACAGCAACAAGUAAUUCACUGCCUCUUUCUUCCAAAUUAAAGUCAUCAGCAACAACAACUACACCUAUAGUCCCUCAUACGAUCAUUGACCCUACGAAAUUGAAGAGAGCACAAAGUACUCCUAGGAUCACUCUUGCAUCUGCUGCCGCAAAGACAUUUGGAGGCUCGGGUGGGAAAUCCUUUAUUGGAAGUCUGAGAGGAGGAUCAUAAAAAAAAAAAAAAAAAAAAAAGGAUGAAGUAAAUACCUUUCCAUCAAUCUUGGAAAUACUCAUAGUUAAAUGUAGUUGCAGCCAACAACAACGUCGACAAAAAAAAAAAAUCAUUAUAAUAUAUAUAUACAAACUAUAUACUUUAUUACGACU